AUGGUCUACGCCUUUGCCCUGCCAACCACCUCGCAUCUUUCCUUCCAGGCCUCCCUAUCCUCCAGCACGCAUCCGUCGCUGCCCCAGGCUGCGUCUACCGCCCGCCAUGCGCUGCGUCUUGCCCUCAAAGCCCACCGCCGACUCCCACGCGGGCCCCGGCAGGACGCCCACCUGCCCGCCGUCCUGGCCGCGCUGACCGAGUACCUGCCAUACCUGUUUGCCAUCUCACACGGCUUGAGUGGAAGGGCGGUUGAAUUAUCAGCAGCAGCAGAGGUUGAUAUCGCGCUGCACGCCGAGAUCGAGGCCGAAUGGCUGCCCACGCUCAGCGAGACAGGUCUGUCCCUCAAGGCAUUAGCGCACAGCAAAGGCGGCCGAUCGGGUCGGAUCCACGGCCGUGGGAUCGAUUUCGAAAUCGUCUUCGUGCUCGCCACGCUGGGGUACGUGCUGGCCGGGCUCGCGCGGUCUGGCGUGGUGACCACGCUGUACGCAGCUGUGACUCCGAGUGCGGAGCAGCGCACGGCGGCCGUACAGACGGCGACGCGGCAGCUACUACAGGCAGCGUCGGUGCAUUAUCUACUAUCGACAUUUACAGAUGUGGGGAGCAGUACUACAAUUACAACAUCUACGUCAACAUCUUCUAGUGGCGUCCCGGAUGUCAACCCGGGGACGCACUCUGCGCUGUCAUCGCUGGCGCUGGCGGAAGCAACGCUCCUGGCGGUGCUGAAAGACGACUCGUACGUGGCGGCGAGCAUCCAGGCGCGCAACCCGCACGACCGGGAGUGGAUGGUGCGCGCGCCGACGAUCCCAAAGGUCCGCGCGCUGCUGUUUGCGCGGCUGUGCGUGCGCGCAGCCGAGUAUGCGGAGCAGGCGGCCGCGGGGCUGGGCGCCGUGGGCGGCGGCGAUGCCGAUCUGGUCCGGUACGUACGGGUGUUGGGGCGGGUGGCGCGCGCGCGAGCCUGUCGCUUCUUCGGUAUUGAUGCCGAGCUGGCCGGGAAAGUGGGCGAGGCGAUUGCCUGGCUCCGGGCUGCUAGGGGGGCAUUGGGGUUACCCGCGGGCGAGGCGGAUGCAACAACAGCGACGACCACGACGAAUAGCAAGAGCAAAGGUUUCUCAAAGUGGAAGAAAGAAUGGGCGGAACGCCGCGAGGAGCGCCGGAUGGACCGAGACGCAGGUGACAAGAGUAAAGGCGAGCUUGAGCCGGGCGACAAUGCCGGGAGGGACGAGGAGGUGCGGGUGAUUGAAAUGUUGGAGACGAAAUGGGUCAAGAUGAAUGACACAAUCAACACGCAAAUAAUCCCCCCGUCGGGACCUUUACUCGCCAACUUGCCGUCCGGCCGAGACAUCCACUCGCCCCCAGGCCCGUACAAGCCACCCUUGCUCGAUGAAGACCAACUGGUUCGCAUGCGUGCUCCGCCCGAGGAAGACAAUAUCCGGCCAGAGAGCGAAGACAGCGAAGAAGAGGCGGUAGGCGAACACAGCACUUAUUAUUAGUACCUCCAUCAUACCACUUAUAUUAGUAGUAAAUCGCAUCUGUAGGAGGGUUCAAACCGAGCCAUUCAGUAACUCUUUUAACCUUUUUAACCAUUGAUGAAAAUUGAGAACAUCAAGUACAGUAUAUGUACAUGUACAAAAGAAACAAAAAAAAACGAUUCAGAGAUUCUUUCCCAUCUCGUCCACCAUAGAACCGGAACCAUCUAUGCCGACUUAUCCUUUGCGAAGUAAUUCUUCU
Penicilliopsis zonata CBS 506.65 is the source of this 1729-nucleotide messenger RNA. RefSeq lists its product as hypothetical. Gene Ontology annotation, cellular component: plasma membrane. Gene Ontology annotation, biological process: cellular response to pH. The record is from RefSeq and is a predicted model, not a curated record. Bases 1 to 1491 code for a protein of 496 amino acids. Lineage: Eukaryota; Fungi; Ascomycota; Eurotiomycetes; Eurotiales; Aspergillaceae. The transcript has 3 exons.